GGAAACCCCUCCUUUCCAAUUACAUUGUAUACCGUAUUAUACAUACCGGUAGUCCAGCUAAAUUGCACAGAGGCCUUCCCGUAGCCACACACUCAACCACAUCGAGGCGAUGGCGGCACUUCGCGAGGCAAAGAAGCAGCUUUUCGCUGCGGCUGAAGCUGGCGACGUGGAGGCGCUCCGGCGCGCGCUGGCGGCCGGCGCGCCGCCCGACGGCCGCGACGGUGAGGGCCGCGGUGCGCUGCACCUGGCGGCGGCGGCGGGGUCGGCGGCGGCGGUGGCGGCGCUGCUGGCGGCGGGCGCGGACGCGGGCCUGACGCGGGAGGAGGACGGGCGCACGGCACUGCACAUCGCGGCGGAGGAGGGGCACCUGGAGGUGGUGGCUGCGCUGCUGUCGGGCGGCGCUCCGGCCAGUGCGGCGGACGCGCUGGACGGCAGCGGGCCGCUGCACUGCGCCGCGCACUUUGGGGAUGCGCCCAUCAUACGGGCGCUGCUGGCUGCCGGCGCCGACCCCACCGCCCGCACCUGCUCCGGCCUCACGCCGCUGCUGGUGGCGGCGGAGGGCUGCGGCUGCCGCUGGGUGGACCGGCCCGGCUGCGACUACCCGGCGGCGGUGGAGGCGCUGCUGGAGGCGGCGGGGAAGCAGGAGGCGGGGAAGCAAGAGGACGGGGGGAAGCAGGAGGACGGGGAGAAGCAGGAGGAGGGGGAGGCGGGGGAGGCAGGGGCUGCAGCGGGCGACUGUGGCGCCGGACAGCAGCAGCAGCAGCAGCAGCAGCAGCAGCAGGCGGCUGACGGCGCGGGCUCGGGCGCGGGCUGUGAGGUGGACGGCGGCGGCGAGGGCGCGGCGCACGCGGCGGUGCGGGCGGGCAAUGAGGCGGUGGUGGAGGCGCUGUGUCGGCGCGGCGCGGGCGGCGUGGCGGCGGCGGGGCGGCGCGGGCGGCUGACGGCGCUGCAUCUGGCGGCGGCGGCGGGGCAGUGCCGCAGCGUGGCGGCGCUGGCGGCGGCGGGCGCGCCGCUGGAGGCCAGGGAGGCGGAGGGCGGGCUGAGUCCGCUGGGGGCGGCGGUGCAGGCGCGGCAGCUGGGGGCGGCGGCGGCGCUGCUGGCGGCGGGGGCCGACCCCCUGGCCGCCGACAGCCGCGGCCUGACGCCGCUGCACACCGCGGCGGCGGCGGCAGAGCCCGACAUGCUGGCGGCGCUGCUGGCGGCGCUGCCACUGGAGCGGGCGGAGGAGGCGGCAGCGGCGGCGGAGGCGGCGGGCGGCGUGGCGGCGGCGGCGGAGAAGGGGAUGGGCGGCAUUGCGCGGCGUGUGGGUGUCAACUCCGACGCCAACGCCCAGCGCAUCACACCCCUGCACAUGGCGGCGGCGGCGGCGGCGGGUGAGGCGGGCGAGGCGGCGGCGGCGGCGGUGCGGGCGCUGCUGGCGGCGGGCGCGGACGCGGGCGCGGCGGACAGCGGUGGCAACACCCCGCUGCACGUGGCCGCAAGCAGGGGCAACGCCGAGGUGGUGGCGGCGCUGCUGGCGGCGGCCGCCUCCACGGGACUGGACGCAGCGCACGCGGCGGCGGCGGCGGCGCAGCUGGCGGGCAACCGCAACGCCGCCGGCUGCACCCCGCGGCAGCUGGCGGCGGCGGGCGGGCAUGCGGCGGUGGCGGCGCUGCUGCCCGCGCCCGCGCCUUGCGAGUGAGCGGGCGUGUGUGUGUGACUAGGAGAGAGGUGUGGGAUGUGCCACUGUACUGCUGGCGGCCGGCAGGUGCACAUUGGGGGUUUAUAGUAACGGUUCACAGUAAAUGCGGGCUACCCUAACACCAGCGCGCGUGCAACAGUAACGCCAGCGCGCGUGCACGCGAGCGAAUGAUUGAUACGGGGGUGGUGUGGAGCCGCGGCGCGGAGUGAUACACACACGUGUGGGCAGGUCGAUCCGGGGGUGGGCAGGCGCGCGCUGGCGGCCACACCGGCAGUCCGGCACAGGGGGGUGGGAUGGUGGGGUGGAAGCAGUUGCGGUAGGUCGUCGUGGUCGGCGCGCCCCAGGCGAGCAAGGCUCUGAAUGAAUGCAGCAGUGGCUUAAAGGGUCGACGAGGAUGAUGAUAUGUGAUGGUGCAGCACAUGGCCUCAUCUGUAUUAACACCCGCGUCACGUCCGGGCACUCUACGUCAGACUGUUGUAGUAUCGU
Chlamydomonas reinhardtii is the source of this 2167-nucleotide messenger RNA. RefSeq lists its product as uncharacterized. Bases 110 to 1681 code for a protein of 523 amino acids. Lineage: Eukaryota; Viridiplantae; Chlorophyta; Chlorophyceae; Chlamydomonadales; Chlamydomonadaceae. Gene Ontology annotation, molecular function: protein binding. The transcript has 7 exons. The record is from RefSeq and is a predicted model, not a curated record.